This is a messenger RNA of Trichogramma pretiosum, 1179 nucleotides long. RefSeq lists its product as uncharacterized. The transcript has 2 exons. Bases 363 to 566 code for a protein of 67 amino acids. The record is from RefSeq and is a predicted model, not a curated record. Lineage: Eukaryota; Metazoa; Arthropoda; Insecta; Hymenoptera; Trichogrammatidae.
CGUGCGUGCAGCAUCUCUCGUCCGUCUCUUUCGAGCUCCUAUAUAUAUUACGCGUUGCAACAUCAUGAUAUAUAUAUUUAACGAGGGAUCGUAGCGCGCGGGGUUCACCAGUGCGACUUCAGUGCGCGGCCGAGCCUCUUCCCUGCGUCUAUGUGGGCUAUCCUAUAGAUAUAUAUACAUCGUUCCACUCGUGUAAUGCCUUCGAGUGCGUCGCUCUUUUGAGAAAAAAAAGGAGGGCGAGAGAGACAGAGAACGACAUUUUUUCGCUCUUCUCGUGUGAUUUCGUCGUCGUUGAAAAAAAAAUAAAUAAAUAAAAGAAGAAAAAGAAGAAAAAUUGCCAAAAAAAUCGUUACUGAUCGGGGAUGAAGCUCAUUAAUAUCGGCUUGCUGAUGCUCAUUUUCGUUAGCCUGAUCAGCGUGGCCGCUCUGGCAACUGCUCAUCCAGCUGGUGAUCCCGAGGCCGCGAUCGAAAACAUGAGACAGAUACCGCAGUGGCACUGCAAGCGCUACAGGAAGUUCGAUCUCGUGCGACGCUGUCGGAAUUAUCGCAACGGACGCAAGCACUGACACACGAGCUCGCUAGAGCGUAUGCAUAUCAUAUGUGUAUCAUCGAAUCGUGUAUGGGACGUCAUUGACGUCGUGCCCCGUUUUUCUCCCCCCCGCCGGCUAGGCAACGGAGAGAGAGACCACAUAUAGAUUAUAACGAAAAAAAAAGGGUCAGGCAGAUCUCUCUGCCGUUAUGCCGCGGUGGCUUCGUCCGGGCGGAGGCGUCCGCGAAGAGACGCGAUUACUUAUUUUAGGCGAGACUGCACAACAACAAUUAGCAUCGUCAUCGGUUCGAUCCUUCUUCGAACGAUUGUUUGGAUUUUUUUUUCACGUAACAUAUUUAUUGUGUUUUAUAAUGUAUAUCAGUAUUCAGUAUUUAUAAAUAUUCGUCGCUGUAUCGGACAUCGCAUUGUAUCGAUUGCUAAUUUUUUUUUUUUUUUUCUUUUUGACGUUGACAUGUUUUUCCAUUGUUUGUCGUUAGGCGUACGAAAAAAAAUAUUUAUCUAGUGUACGGCUCGUCAGCCUGAAAAUACUUCGUGCAUUGCAUUUCAAGAUGAUAAUUAUCUAGAAUUGUUUUUACUUUAUACGGUUUAAUUAAGUGCAUUGUAUUGUAUAUUUAAAGUUAUAAUAAAGA